AAGAAAGGUGACUGAAAGAAUUGAUGGGUAGGCGGACAAGGAAGAUCUCAAAGAAAAAGAAAAAGAGAAUUCAAUCUUGUAGUUUGGUUUAUCUCAACACUAAAGUGAUUAGAGAAGGAUCACAAAGAAGGAAAGGACGAGGAAGGUAGAGUAGGAAAUUAAUGGAGGAGAGGCCAUCGCUAGAAUUUUUACCAAGCUUUAUCGAUAAAAUUGCUUGUGAUUUAAUCGAGGAGAGUGGAAUUCAAAAUUGCAACAGAUCCUUAAGAAACCAAUUGGGAAAACAGUUAGCAAAGGAUGUUUGGGAAUUUGCUGAGCACAUAGGUAGAGUGGCAGAGAAUGAAGAUGAGGUAAUCCAGAGAAUUGAUGAAAUGGAGAAUAGAGACAGACAAGCAAAAGUAGCUAUGAUGGAUCAUGUUGCAUCUGAUGUCAAGAGGGAGACCAAGAUAGAGGCUUGUAAUAGAAGAUUUGACUGGAUAUCAAAAGCAUCAGAUGGAGUGUUUGAAGGGUUGCUAUGUGUAUGGAAUUCAAAAGUUUUUAAAAAGAAAGAGGUUUUGGAUGAGGACAACUACAUUGGUGUGUUUGGUUUAAAGGGUGUUGAGGAGGUUCAAAGGGUGUUGAGGAGGUUCCAGUUUAUAUUCUAAACAUGUACUCCCCAUGCCAAUUGUUGGGCAAAAAAGGGGAAGAGCUGUAACGUCUAAUAAAUAGCAGGAGAAGUAAUUGAUGUUUGGUAGGGGAUUUUAAUACUAUGAGAAGAACAAGUGAAUGAGUAGGGUUUAAUGGGGAUGGAAAUAAGGGAGUUUGAUGGCUUUAUUCACAACAUUGGAGUGGUUCAUUUACCCUUGGUGGAUAAGAAAUACACUUGGUACAA
Molecule: messenger RNA, 868 nt
Organism: Rubroshorea leprosula
Lineage: Eukaryota; Viridiplantae; Streptophyta; Magnoliopsida; Malvales; Dipterocarpaceae
Source: the annotation of a GenBank genome assembly